Molecule: messenger RNA, 1858 nt
Organism: Poecilia reticulata (guppy)
Lineage: Eukaryota; Metazoa; Chordata; Actinopteri; Cyprinodontiformes; Poeciliidae
Source: RefSeq, a predicted model, not a curated record
UUCCUAAAGAGAACGUCGUUUCCUACCGGAACUGGGCGAUAUCGGACCGGAAGCCUCGGUGUGAGAGCGCGAAUGGUUGUUGACGACGCCAUGAGUUACUCUGACUACGACUCAGACGGAUAUUUAUCAAAUGAAGAUGCCGACUAUGUCCCAUCAGACGAUAACCUCAGUGAGGAUGACAUUAAUGAGUGUGAGAAGGAAGACCCUCUCCAUGAGGAUGACACUGUGCCUCAUCCUGACCUCAAGAAUAAAAAGAAAAGAAAAGACAUCAGCAGGAAGAAGAGGAAAGAAGAUCUAAAGCAGGUAGAGGCUCGUCUGACGAAGGAAGACAGUGAUGAUGAGGAGAAACGGAAGAAGAAGUCUGAUGAUCUUUGGGCCAGUUUCCUGUCUGAUGUUGGGUCAAGACCCAAAGAUUCUGCACCCAGCUGCCAGUCAGAUUCCACUGAGGAGACUGAAUGUUCAGUGUUAAAGGAGACUUCAUUAAGUACAGAAGCCAAACCAUCAGCAUCGGCUAAAGUCACCAUCACUAAAGUGUUUGACUUUGCUGGAGAGGAAGUGAGGGUGAAUAAAGAAGUAUCAGCUGACUCCAGGGAAGCUAAGAGCUAUCUGAAGAGUCAGAGCGCUCACCAGGAGCAAGAUGAAGAUUCAAGCUCAUCUCACACUCAGUCAUCUCUUCCUGGAUCCAGUGCUAAGCGUCCUGCAGGCAUGUCCAGUAUCCUUAAUCGUAUUGGAGGGAAGAAGCAAAAAAUGAGCACACUGGAAAAGUCAAAGAUGGACUGGGAUGCUUUUAAAUCAGAGGAGGGAAUCACAGAGGAGCUGGCUAUCCAUAACAGAGGCAGAGAAGGUUUUGUGGAGCGUAAGAACUUCCUGGAGCGUGUCGACCACCGGCAGUUUGAGCUGGAAAAAGCAGUCCGACUAAGCAACAUGAAACGAUGAGACACUGAUGAACAACAGAUCGGCAUGCAGAGCAGAGCGGAGCAGAGAUUUGAAUUCCCGUAACUUGUUUUCUCCCCCGGCAGAGUUGAUGUUCAUCCUGUAAUAGGAGAUGUGACUGGCUCUGUGGCUGAGCCUAUUUCAGGCUGGCUGUAUAAAUAGGUUGAGGUCAGGUAAUGCCUCUGGGGCUCUCCUUGUGAGAGCCAAUUUGUGUUUGCUGCUUUUACUGCAGAUCACAUCAAGUUUCAAAUUAAUUAUCUCUGGAGUGAAUAUUGAUUAAGUCUGACAUGCUACUCCCUCGCAUUCCAAUCAUUUCCACUUUUGGAUCAACUCACAUCUCCGUUUCACAGCUGAGCUGUACAGGUGCACACAACUGGCUGUCCUGUUUGUUAAAGGAUCACAGAGCAGAAAUCAAAGUUUACCUUUUGUAACUUAUGUUUGUAUGUCAUCAGACCACAUUAAUAACUUGGAAAUGUAAGACAGCAGCUGGAUAUUCCACAAGAAUCAAAAGUCAAAGUUCAGAACGUGAUUAUGGAGGAUUGUACCUUAGCUACUGCUUGUAAAUGAAUCAACAUGGUCUGUGUGGUGUUUGAGGUUGAAUCUGUAAAUAUACUGUUAAUCUGUUACUUUUAAAAGGAAUUUUGUUUUAUUUUGAACAAAACUGCUGAUUUUAUUUUCUGAACUCACUGAAAGAUUAUCUGUGUGGAUAUGACAUCAGGUCCCCCUCUGAACACUCACUGCUUCCAGCAGCAGAGGCUCAGUCUGCCUGGGAGCUCAGAGCCGUUUCUGUUCUUCCUCACUGAUGGGAAAACUCACCAAGGCAUCCACCCUGACUUCCUUAAGACUUUGAAAAGGGCUUUUUACAUAGCUGUAUUGUUUUGUUUUAUUUUUGUCAUUUAAAAUAAAAAUUAAAAAAGCCAAAUGA